GUGGAAAGAAAUACCAGAUAAUAGGCUGUGCCGGUCAAGGUGGAUUUGCUCAAGUAUUCAAGGCAUAUAUUAACAGUAACCCUGAUGAUGUUGUCGCUUUAAAGAUACAAAAGCCUGCAUUCCCUUGGGAAUUUUACAUGUAUCGCCAACUGGACAGUCGCAUCUCGGACAAGGAAAGACCAAGCUUUGGCUUUGCUGAGAGAGUACAUGUCUUUUCUGAUAGUAGCAUACUAGUUUGUGACUAUUUAGCUCAUGGUACACUUCAGGAUGCUAUAAACUCUUACAUAGUAACUGGCCAUAACAUGGAUGAAGUGCUGUGCAUUUAUUACACCAUAGAAAUGCUUCGUAUGCUGGAAACUUUGCACAGCAUCAGCAUCAUUCACGGUGAUUUCAAGCCUGAUAACUUGCUCAUUCGCUAUGCCAGGGAUGAGCUUAUAGAUGAAGAGUUUCGCAGCCAAACUGGAGCCUGGCAUGAUCAGGGCCUUUGCCUUGUAGAUUGGGGAAGGGGUAUAGACCUAAGCCUUUUCCCUGAUGGCACAGAAUUCGAGGGAGAUUGUCGGACUUCUGGCUUUCGUUGUGUUGAGAUGCAGGAAAAUAAACCAUGGAAGUUUCAGGUUGACACAUACGGUCUCUGUGUGAUUGUGCAUAUGAUGCUCCAUGGAUCAUACAUGGAAAUUCAAAAGGUGUCUUCAGAUGGGAGCUAUAUUUACCAACCCAAAUCAUCUUUAAAGCGGUAUUGGAAUGUUGAACUAUGGAAGAAACUUUUCACGGAAUUGCUGAACAUGGGUUCGGGUGACGACCACAAGAAGAUGCUGCGGAGUUUGAGGGAGUCAUUUGUGGAUUACAUGUGUUCAAAUCCUCAGUUGAUUAAGAAACUAAAGCAGUUAUUGGUGAAGCAAAGAACCACCCUCUGUUCUUCCUAGACGUCUACCUUUCAUCCUUCCAUUUUUCUUUUGUGGGGUUGGGGGUUGUGUUAAUUCAUCCUUCCAUGCUUUGCUAGAGUUUCUGCUGCAUCUGUUCCCCAGUGAUGACCUGUAACACUAUUUUGAGGUACGAUAGAUAGAUGAGGUAAAAUGCUGUUUGUGCUUGUGAUCAAAGGAGCAAUGUAAAUAAUUGGUGAUCAAAAGAGUCUUUCAAGAAAUGUAUAAAAAAAAGAGGUAAGGUAUUUUCAGUAAACCCCUUCAGUAA
Molecule: messenger RNA, 1188 nt
Organism: Macadamia integrifolia
Lineage: Eukaryota; Viridiplantae; Streptophyta; Magnoliopsida; Proteales; Proteaceae
Product: mitotic checkpoint serine/threonine-protein kinase BUB1
Biological process (GO): protein phosphorylation; meiotic sister chromatid cohesion, centromeric; mitotic spindle assembly checkpoint signaling
Molecular function (GO): ATP binding; protein kinase activity
Source: RefSeq, a predicted model, not a curated record